AUGGCAAAUGCCUGGAAAAGAGAAAACAACAAACAGCCUAAACUCCUCUCUCCCAUCCUUCUCCUCCUCUCACUCUCUCUCCUUCUCCUCCUCUUUAUCUUCUUCUUCUUUGCUCGAUCCCCAUCGAAUCCUCCUAACUCCACACUAUAUGUAUCACAAGUUUACCCAAUCCCUCCUUUUAAUUGCUUAAAAUCUCCACAAGCUCAUCCUGUGGUUGCCAACAUAGUGGAAAACCUCAAAUACCCCUUUCUCUACUCUCUCUCGGAUUUCGGGUCCUUGCCCGACAAGCCCCACAAGAACAUUGUGAGGUUCCUGAAAGGAAAGCCUUUCAGGAAGCCAGAUAUUUCAGCUACAAUUCAGCAACUUCUUGAAGGAAUGAAAAGGAGAAAUGGGUUGGUUGUGGAUGUUGGGGCUAAUGUGGGAAUGGCGAGUUUCGCAGCGGCGGUUAUGGGUUUUAAAGUGCUGGCUUUCGAGCCAGUGAUUGACAACCUUCAGAGGAUUUGUGAUGGGAUUUGGUUUAAUCGUGUUUCAGACUUGGUUACUGUUUUUGAGGCCGCUGUCUCUGAUCGGAUUGGGAAUAUCACUUUUUAUAAGCUGGUAGGUCGGCUUGACAAUAGUGCUGUUUCAGCCACUGGUGCAAAGUUGGCAUUCAAGUCCAACGAAGAAAUAGCAGUUCAAGUAAGGACCAUUCCCCUUGAUGAACUAAUUCCAGAUUCAGAACCUGUGUUGCUUCUCAAAAUUGAUGUCCAAGGAUGGGAAUAUCAUGUGCUUAAAGGGGCUGUAAAAUUACUGUCAAGAAAGAAAGAUGAAGCCCCUUACCUAAUCUAUGAGGAAGAUGAACGGUUGCUGCAAGCGAGCAACAGUAGUGCCAAAGAGAUCCGGGAUUUCCUCCAUAGUGUUGGUUAUAGUCACUGUGUCCAGCAUGAUACAGAUGCCCAUUGCACCAAGGAUUAG
Molecule: messenger RNA, 954 nt
Organism: Dovyalis caffra
Lineage: Eukaryota; Viridiplantae; Streptophyta; Magnoliopsida; Malpighiales; Salicaceae
Source: the annotation of a GenBank genome assembly